Messenger RNA from Episyrphus balteatus (marmalade hoverfly), 2889 nucleotides. RefSeq lists its product as uncharacterized. The record is from RefSeq and is a predicted model, not a curated record. The transcript is spliced from 8 exons. NCBI's taxonomy places the organism in Eukaryota, Metazoa, Arthropoda, Insecta, Diptera, Syrphidae. Bases 653 to 1939 code for a protein of 428 amino acids.
CUUCAGUUCAAAUUUCAAUGUCCUGCCAAUUGGAUGGGCAGCUAUAACGGUCCGGUCGUAUGUCUAUUUGUUGGUUUUUAACGGUUUUUUUUUUCAAGAAGUUCGUUUUAGGUCCCAAUUUCGGUUGUUUUUUUGUGUAACUAAUAAAGUUGCGAACGGUACGAAAAGUGUUCUUUUUUUGUUUUAGUGCGUGUGGUCACUUAGACAAAAAAAAAGUUGAAAAAAUAAAAAAAAACCGGCACAUUUACCGGUUUACAAGUUUAAUGGCUAUCUAAUUCCCUUUAAGAAAAUUGUAAUAAAAAAAAAAAUUCAAUAAAAAUAGAAAUUUAUAUUUAAGUUUAGUGCUUAAGUGUGGUGAAAGGUGUUUACUUGUUUUUUUUUUUUUGUCUGUGUGUAACUAUAAAGGAUAAUUCAAGUCAUAAAAAGGAUAUUACUCUACCUGGACGAAAAGGAGACUUAAAAUAUGACAAAUUAAAAAAAGGUGUUUUGGAAAAAGAUGUUCUAUUCUCGAUGUGCCAUGUGUCCAAGUGAAGAACAAAUUUAAUUAAUAUUUUUUUGUAUGUUAUCAAAAGUUUUAAAGAUUUUUAUUUUAAUGAAUUAUAUAGAAUAGUUAUAAGGUGAAAAAAGACACGUGUCGUGAACAGCAACCGGAAUGGAAAUAAUAGGGUAUUUGUAUUUUUUCGGACUUGUCACAGUCAUUGGAAUAUUUUCACAAGGUCUCGUGUGUGCCUUGCGUGACGUAAGUGUUAGCAUUCCCAACGCUGUUCGUCGCAGUGAAAGAGCAAUCUUGAAGUGUCUCUAUGACAUGGAAGGUGACAGUUUAUAUUCAGUCAAAUGGUAUAAGGGACGAAGGGAAUUCUAUCGAUAUACCCCUAAAGAGAAUCCAGCAAUGAAAACAUUUCAUAUUCCAGGAAUAAAAAUCGAUGUUCAUUAUUCGAAUGAAAGUCAACUAACCCUUCUCAAUGUUCAACUUGUCACGUCUGGAAAGUACAGCUGUGAAGUAUCUGCCGAUGCGCCAUCUUUCCACACACUGAUUGCUGCUGGCGAACUAGAUGUUGUUGAGCCUCCAAAUCAUAAUCCAGCUAUAACUGGAAUAAGACCGAGAUAUAAAAUUGGUGAUAUAGUUAGAGGGAAUUGCACAUCAAGGCAUUCGAAGCCAGCAGCGAAUUUAACGUGGACUAUUAACAAUCAAGAGGCAAAUCCCUCACAUGUCCGACAUCAUCGUCCAUUAAGAGAUUCCCGGAACGACAUGGAAACUGCAAUUUCUGGAAUUCAUUUUGUCGUUACAUCACAACAUUUUGUCUAUGGAAAAUUAAAGGUUCGUUGUACAGCUUUAAUUCAUGAUGUUUAUCUAAAAUCAACAGAAAAAAGUAUUGAAGAAGAUCGACAUAAAUAUGGUAGCAGCGGUGGUAGUGGGAAUAGUGUUAAUUUAGUUCAAACUCUUCCCUAUGAUCAAUUUGCUCUACAAGAUGGUGAUUUAAUUGACAAAAAGGAUACUUACUUAACCAACAUACAAGACUUUCUCUUUCAAUUCAUCCCUACAGGUGAUGUGUCCUCAUUGAAUGCUGGCGGCAGUGGAUCGACUGCACUUAUUUCUUCAGCUCCCACUGUCACAUCCGUGGUCCUUCUUUUGGCAAUCGUCCUGCAACUAUCACACUUUUAUAUUCAUCACCUAUGCUCAGGUGGAAGUCAUAGUAGCAAAAGCAGAAACAGAACUUUGAGCAGCAGUAGGACUAACAGAUGGAGAGAUGGACUUACACAACGAAGGACACUCACAAUAACACCAGGUGUAUCCUUAGCGAUGCAGCAGCAAUCAUCGUCAUCAUCAACAACAGCAUCAACAACAACAACAACAAUAAAAUCGUUGUCCUUGCCAACAUUUUCUGUGAAUCCAAGCGUUAGCAUUGGGCAACGAAAUUCAGAGUUUAAGGACUCAUGACUUGAAUAUUGUGUGACAAUAGACGAACAACAAUAAGGGAUUUAAAGAGAAAAAAAAAACAGAAAAAAAAAUAUUCAUACAUGUCCUUUUUUCCAUUAUGUUUAAGUAGAUGUAUAAAAAAAAAUAUAUAAAAAAUAAAAUGAAAUAAAAAAACUAUUCUAAACAAUGAAAACGACAAAAAAAGCUUGGUUUCUUCAAAGGAGACGACGAGUAACGAAUCCUUAUACAAAAAAAAAAAAACAAAAAAAUGUAUUUACAAAAGUAAAAAAAUAUUGUAUACAAAGUUGAAAAAAGUAAGGCAAGAGAAGAAUAUUAGAGAACGUUUUUUUUUGUUUUCACACCUAGAAUUGGCCUCGUUACUACUGAGAAGUAUAUUUAGCCAGAAGUAAUCUUCAAUUUUUUUAAAAAAUGACCUCCUGAGGCUUUAAAGUCGAUUUUUCUUGGUGCUUUUUUCAAAAUAAAAUAAAAACAAAAACUGUCUCUUAGCCCAUUUUGUUUUUUAAGAUGGAUAAAAAUUGUAUGAAUUAUUGACAGUUUAAGUUACAUUUACUUGACCCGAAAAAAAGAAACAAUCAAAAAAAGGACUUUGUGUAAGAGUAAAAAAAAAGCAAAAAGUCAACAUUUAUUGCUUCAAAAGAAUAUGAAAAGUAUUAAAGUUAAAUUAAAAUUAAAUGAAAAAAUAAUUAAUGAAAAAGUUGUAUGACUUCCCUGUAAAAUAUUUAACCUUUUAUAUUUUUUUAUAUUUUAUGUAACAGUUGGUGGAUGGAAUUUUGGUUUGCAGAAUUGAGAUAAUGAAACUUUUAACAAAAUUUGGUGAGCUUAAAGAUGCCUUGUCUUAAAUUGGUUUUGCUUUCGUUAAGGGUCAACAAAUUUUAAGAGCAGUACGGUAGGAAGUAAUUUCAAUUUAUAUUAACAUACAAAAAAAAACAAUUUUUUAAUUUGGCCGUUUU